AUACGUUUCAACAACUUCUAUUAUCAUUUUUCCAAAUUGAGAAAAGCAGAGAGAGAAAGUAACACUUAAAGAGAGAAAAAGAAAAGGGGAGAGGGUUCAUCAACGAAGAAAAGCCUCCUUGCAAAUCUCAUGAACUGUGGUGUCGUCUUGGGUUUCUACUGCUGGGAUUGGGAGUUCUUAACCGCCCUUCUUCUCUUCUCACCCACUUUUUUCGUCUCCUCAUUUUAAUUCAUAUAUUACAUUCGUUUCUAAAUAAUUGCACGUAGUAUUUUAUUUAAUUUCUUUUUAAUAUAAAGUUAUUUUUGAAGGACGUUUCAAUUCUCAUAAAAGGGAAAAGAAUAGUAUUAUUUGUAAAGCUAUAAAAAAGGGGUAAUUAAUAAAGGUUUAAUUAGUACUAAUAAUAUAAUGGAGGGUGUGAGUGCAAAGGGAUUGUUAGAGUAUGGAAUAAUAAGGAAAUCAAAUCCACCACCCUUCUUGUUGAAGACCUACAUGCUUGUGGAUGAUCCCGACACCGACAUCGUCAUCUCGUGGAACGAACGCGGCACCGCCUUCGUCGUCUGGCAGCCGGCGGAGUUUGCCCGGGAUUUGCUCCCUACUUUCUUCAAGCAUUGCAACUUCUCUAGUUUUGUUAGGCAACUCAAUACUUACGGGUUCAGGAAAGUGGCAACAACCAGGUGGGAGUUUUGCAAUGACAUGUUCCAAAAAGGAAAGAAGGAAUUACUCGGCCAAAUUCGACGCCGUAAAGCCUGGGCCCACCGCCCACAACCAGCACCACCGACAAACAACCAAACAAGCUCAGAAGCUCCUCCCAGUAACCAUGAUGAUGAUCAAAGAUCCUCAUCAACUUCAUCAUCGUCUGAGCUCAACAUUCUAGUGGAUGAAAACAAGAGACUAAGGACGGAAAAUAGGGUGCUAAGCUCAGAGCUCACAGCCAUGAAGAACAAGUGCAAGGAACUACUUGACUUGGUCGCGGUCUACACAAAUCAAAAGGAAGAUAGCAAAGGCAACGAUGAUGAUGACAACGAUAACAACAAAGAACAGCCAAAGCUGUUUGGGGUUAGAUUACAAGUCCAGGGUGAAAGGGAAAGAAAGAGGAAGAGGUCAGAAGAGGUUUAUGAGACAGCAAGACUUAUAUUAUCACAGUCAUGCAAGUAAUUACAUGGCUAUGUAUUAGUAUGAAUGCAACUUCGUACAACUUGGUUUAGCUGUCAUAGUCUUAGAUAUUUCUCCUGAAAGAUAAAGUUUGAACUUAAUUAGGGAUGAAUUCAGGAACAUAAUUGUAGAUAAAUGUUUCUUCUAGUUUGCAAGCAACUGGAAAUCAAUAAACAUUCGACAUUUCAAAA
This is a messenger RNA of Spinacia oleracea (spinach), 1343 nucleotides long. Its product is annotated as heat stress transcription factor B-3. The transcript has 2 exons. Gene Ontology annotation, biological process: regulation of transcription by RNA polymerase II. Gene Ontology annotation, cellular component: nucleus. NCBI's taxonomy places the organism in Eukaryota, Viridiplantae, Streptophyta, Magnoliopsida, Caryophyllales, Amaranthaceae. The record is from RefSeq and is a predicted model, not a curated record. Bases 406 to 1155 code for a protein of 249 amino acids. Gene Ontology annotation, molecular function: DNA-binding transcription factor activity; RNA polymerase II cis-regulatory region sequence-specific DNA binding.